Symbiodinium sp. CCMP2592 is the source of this 1152-nucleotide messenger RNA. The record is from the annotation of a GenBank genome assembly. NCBI's taxonomy places the organism in Eukaryota, Dinophyceae, Suessiales, Symbiodiniaceae.
AUGGAUGAUGUCGCAGUGGAUGUUGAUGUGGAUGCGGCAUCGAUUCACUGGCAAUCGAUGCACUCAUAUGUGAACUUUGUCGCAGUGGAGCAGAUUUCCUUCGGCCUGGCGGUUUUCCAAUGCUGGUCAUUUCUUCUACUAUGGCGAAAGCAGCACUGCUGGCAUCAGAAGCUGCGAGAGGACGAGCGCGAGGUGCAGACUGCAUGGCUGGAAGCGCAGGAAGCUCAGGUGGAGCAGCAGAUAGAAGAGCAACAACUUCAACAGCGUGUAGUCGACCUGGAGACGGUUCUUCAAGCCCGGCAUGACUGGAUGGCACGGUAUGAGGAGCAGCAGGCAGAUCGCUUCAUCCGGCUCCGGCGGCAUUGCCUGUUAACAGCAUGCAUCUCCGGUCAGCAAUUGUUGAAGAUGUGGGUCUGGUCCCUCUGGCGCUUCGCACUCCUUCCUCGCAGCCGCCAGCUCCCUUUGGCCCAACGUCUGGAGUCCAGAUACCGGGCCAUGGCUCUUCUCGAUGCUUGGGCUGCCUGGGUGGCACUGCAGCAGCGCCGGCAUCAAACCCAGGGCAGGCUUCAAGAAAUGGCCGACCACCCGCGCGCGUGGGCUUCAGACCUGCUACACAGCUGCCUCUGGCAGGAGCGUACGCGGGUGCUCUGGUCCGUGGUUUCUGCCUGGCGGCUCUUCACCGACUUCCGUGUCGCGCUGGGCAAAGAUGCCGCUUUCCGAGUCGGCCUCCGUGGGAACAACUUCCUCCCAGUCGCGACGGAGUCGUCACCCGGACCACUCCGGCCUGACCCAGGGCUCUUGGAGGGCCUCGAGGACUUGCUGGAGGAUGCGAACAGCGUGAUGCAGGAGUCUUUGCUGUUGCCAUGGAAGCCUUUCCUGUCUGCUGUGAUGCAGCUAUGGCGCACAGUAGCACGAAAUGCUUCACCAACAAGGUCUUUCGUCCCUCACAGCAGACUGCAGCAGACUGGCGUGGAAAAUCGCGCCCAGAGAUCGGAGAAGCUUGUGCAGCGCUUGCUGCAACAGAUUGAUCGAGCUCUUUUAGUUGUGGUAAUCUGCGCCUGGAAGCUCCAGGCAGAGUCUCGACAAGGGGGCUUUCCGCUGCAGACACCGUCCACGCCCUGCUUCGAGCAUUGGCAGCGCCCGCUUCCGUGA